Molecule: messenger RNA, 1812 nt
Organism: Glycine soja
Lineage: Eukaryota; Viridiplantae; Streptophyta; Magnoliopsida; Fabales; Fabaceae
Product: nucleolar protein 12
Exons: 3
Coding region: 513-1481 (322 amino acids)
Source: RefSeq, a predicted model, not a curated record
UUCCCUUCAUUUCGUUAUCUUCUUCGUUUCGUUAUAACCCUAGCUGGGAACAAAUACCAUCUCUCGUCCAUUGUCUGCGUCUCACUCAUCCUCUCCCUUCUCUUACAUUGUUCAUUUCUCAACUCUUUCUCUCUUUUCUUCCAAACCCUAAUCUGGAUUAGCCUCUCAUCGGAUUUCAAUUCUCACGGUCUUCACCGACCGCCAGAUCUCUUAGCACCGCUCUUCUUUUCAUCGAUUAAAUAACAAAAAAUUGGCUUAAUUUUAUUCUAACAUCCUAAGCAAAAACUAACGUUUUCACCCGAUUUUAACAUUCGAGAGAAGAGUUAGUUUAUUUUAUUGUAUUUUUUUAUUAAGUUACUGUUUCUAUUUAAAUCGAUAAACGGCGAGGUCGAGCGUUAGAAUUCGAAAUCCGGAGAAAAAAAAUUACAGGUAUUAUUAUCAGGGGAAUCGCGUGGAAGCGUUGUUGAGGAGAGUGUUGUGUUUGAUCUGAGGAAGAAGAAAGAAAAAAAAUAAUGGUGGGAGGUGGAAGCAGGAGGGAUGAAGGGUCGUUGGUGUUGAACAACACGAACGUGUUUGCAGCGCUGGAUACUCUGAAGAAGAAGAAGAAGUCCGAUAAGGAGAAGAAGAGCAAGGGCUCGUCGACGAAAUCGCAGGCCCAGUCCGCGAAGGCUGAGGCCCCAGUGUUUUGGGCCCCGGCGCCGCUGAACGCCAAGUCCUGGGCCGACGUCGACGACGAGGACGACGACGAUUACUACGCCACCACGGCGCCGCCCCAAUCGGUGUGGGGCGUUUCUGAACCUCAUCACAGUAAGGAGGACAAACAUGGGAAUUUUGAGGAAAGUGAGAGUGAGGAAGAUAUUUUGGAUGAAGGGGAUGAUGAGGUUGAGGAAGAGCAUGAUCAUGAACCAGAAGAAUCUUUGAAACCUGAACAUGAGGUUAAGAAGGAUACUGAAGUCCCUUUGCCGCCACCAAAGGAGACAGAAAGGCAGCUCUCUAAAAAGGAAAGGAAGAAGAAGGAACUUGCAGAACUUGAGGCUCUUCUAGCUGAUUUUGGAGUGGCGCCAAAACAAAGUAACGAUGGUCAAGAUGAGUCUCAAGGUGCUCAGGAUAAGAAAGGUGUUGAGACUGAUGGAGAUGGAGAAAAGAAAGAAAAUGUCCCUGCAGAAUCCAAAACUUCCAAGAAGAAGAAGAAGAAGGAUAAAGCUUCCAAGGAGGUGAAAGAAUCUCAAGAUCAACCCAACAGUUCAGACACAAACAAUGGGCCUGAUUUGGCCACAGGCGCUGAAAAUGUGGAGGAUACAUCUACUGUUGAUGUGAAAGAGCGUCUCAAGAAAGUUGCUUCUACAAAGAAGAAGAAGUCCAGUAAAGAAAUGGAUGCUGCUGCAAGAGCUGCUGCUCAAGAGGCUGCUGCAAGGAGUGCAAGGCUUGCUGCUGCAAAAAAAAAAGAGAAGAACCAUUAUAACCAGCAACCCGUCCGGUAAAAGAACCCUGCUCCUUAACAUCAAUACAGGAAUUUGUAUUUCUUGUUCAUAUGUUGAUGCCGAAUAAACAGUGGUCUUUAGGUUCUGGUGAGAAUGGUGAUGAUUCUGGUCGUAUUACUGUGGACCUGGGAAAUUUUUCAUGUAGUUUUUUUUUGGGAAUUAGACAAUUAGUGUUGUUCAAUUGUUCUGGACUUGCUAUUUUGGCAGAGAAAAUUUUAGCUUUAAACAUUACCGGAACUACAUAGUUGUGUAUUGUAGUUCUUAUAUCUCUUUGUGGCUGAUCAGUGAUCAAUUAGUUCUGACUGAGAGUGUUUAUAUUUAACUAUAGAAA